AGUGUUUUUUGUUUAAUAUAUAUCAUAUCAAUCGAUCCAUAACAACCAAAAGAAAAAAUUCUUCAUUAGUUUUUCUUUCUCUCUCUCUCUCUCUCUCAUUUGGUCAUUUCAACGAAAUGUAAAUAUUCGAUUCAAGUGUGUGAAACAAAAUGGAUAAAUUUUUUAAUUGUUGGUCAAGAAAAAAUUUGACCACCACCAUCAUUAUAAACCUAAAUAUCAUAAUCAUUUUAUUGCUCAACAUUUUUAUCCGACCCAUUGAUGCCAAUUCAGAUGCAAAAAGAUUAUAUGAUGAUCUAUUAUCUAGCUAUAAUCGUUUAGUUCGUCCUGUUAGUAAUAAUUCACAAAGUUUGAAGGUUAAACUUGGAUUAAAAUUAACUCAAUUAAUCGAUGUGAAUCUAAAAAAUCAAAUGAUGACUACAAAUGUAUGGGUAACACAAGAAUGGUAUGAUCAUAAACUUAAAUGGGAUCCGGAAGAAUAUGGUGGUGUAAGACAAUUAUAUGUACCAUCGGAACAAUUAUGGUUACCAGAUAUUGUAUUGUACAAUAAUGGUGAUGGUAAUUAUGAAAUAACCAUCAUGACCAAAGCAAUUCUUCAUUAUGAUGGUUUGGUUACAUGGAAUCCACCGGCAAUCUAUAAAAGUUCAUGUAAUAUUGAUAUAAAUUAUUUUCCAUUCGAUUAUCAAGAAUGUACAAUGAAAUUCGGUAGCUGGACAUAUAGUGGUAAUGAAGUUGACCUUAUUCAUUUGAAUGAAGGUAAUGGUACUGAUCUUUUGGAAUAUGGUAUCGAUUUAUCUGAAUUUUAUCUAAAUGUUGAAUGGGAUAUAAUGCAUGUACCGGCAUUACGUAAAGUUAUUAAAUAUAGUUGUUGUCCACAAUUUUAUCCCGAUAUUACAUUCAAUAUAACAUUACGACGAAAAACAUUAUUCUAUACAAUCAAUUUAAUUAUUCCAUGCGUAUCGAUAUCAUGCCUUUCGAUUCUUGUAUUCUAUAUGCCAUCGGAUAGUGGUGAAAAAGUUACACUUUCAGUAUCAAUACUAUUAUCACUUAGUUUUUUUCUUCUUGUUCUAAUUGAAAUUAUUCCAUCAACAUCAUUGGUUAUACCAUUGAUUGGUAAAUAUCUUAUAUUUACAAUGGUAUUGGUAACACUAUCUGUUAUUGUUACCAUAUUGGUUAUGAAUAUACAUUUUCGUUCACCAUCUACACAUAGAAUGUCACCAUGGAUUCGAAAAACAUUUAUGCAUUCAUUACCAAGAUGGUUAUUAAUGAAAUCACCACAAUUCAAGCUAGAAUUACCGGAUACAGAAAAGAAAAAUGCACAACAACAAUUACAAUUAAAUCUUGAACAACAAAAUAAAAAAAAUAUGACAUUACAAUCACCAACACCACCACCAAUCGAUUGGAAUCAAUCAAUCGAUUCAACAUUUGAUAAUUUAAUGGUUACAAAUCAUCCGGCUUCAUCGAUGAUGAUGAUGAUGAAACAACGUGAACCACAUUAUUGUUAUCCAAGAAAAAUUGAUCAAAUCAUAUUGAAUGCUAUAUUCAUUGCUCAUCAUAUUGAUAAUGCUGAUGAAUAUAAAAGUAAUCAAGAAGAUUGGAAAUAUGUAUCAAUGGUAUUGGAUCGAUUAUUUCUUUGGAUAUUUACAUUAGCCUGUAUAGUCGGUACAGGUGGAAUAUUUAUGGUUGCACCAUCCAUCUAUGAUUUAGAUGUACCAUUGGAUAUUCAAAUGUCAACUAUUGUCAAAAGUCAAUUCUAGUAUUAUAAUAUAGAGAAAAAUAAAGAUGA
This is a messenger RNA of Dermatophagoides pteronyssinus (European house dust mite), 1783 nucleotides long. RefSeq names its product acetylcholine receptor subunit beta-like 2. Gene Ontology annotation, molecular function: acetylcholine-gated monoatomic cation-selective channel activity; transmembrane signaling receptor activity. Gene Ontology annotation, cellular component: postsynaptic membrane. Gene Ontology annotation, biological process: monoatomic ion transmembrane transport. The record is from RefSeq and is a predicted model, not a curated record. NCBI's taxonomy places the organism in Eukaryota, Metazoa, Arthropoda, Arachnida, Sarcoptiformes, Pyroglyphidae.